Molecule: messenger RNA, 1597 nt
Organism: Nematostella vectensis (starlet sea anemone)
Lineage: Eukaryota; Metazoa; Cnidaria; Anthozoa; Actiniaria; Edwardsiidae
Product: allatostatin-A receptor-like
Exons: 2
Coding region: 459-1454 (331 amino acids)
Biological process (GO): G protein-coupled receptor signaling pathway
Cellular component (GO): membrane
Molecular function (GO): G protein-coupled receptor activity
Source: RefSeq, a predicted model, not a curated record
GGAUCAUUUGUAGAAAACACGCUAAAAGCAGCACGCAGUCAAACAAUUCCGCAAGCGUGAACGUGCUAAUUACGCGUGAUAAAUGUGUGUUAGUCAGGGCGGCGAGGGUAAAGGAAAGACUUCUAUUUAGAGCGUGGAGUAAAGUGAAACGACUCCGUUGUCCUAGUGUACACAGCGCGUGAUGUACUUAAGAGGAACAUGUCGUAACGAGAGUUUUGCCUAGUCUCAUGGUAGAUUGUUCGAGAGACACAUAAAAAGAGGAACAAGAAACUUCAAUAAGGUAGAUCUAGAUGCCUUUUUAGCCGGGAAUAUCAAAACCAUAGAUAGGGCGGAGAUAGGGAGACAGCGCGCGCUUGAGUCGAGAUAGACUCGACAAAACAAGGGCUUCAUUUGCUACUCCCACAUGCAAAAGAACGAACUGGUACCUAGAUGGUCGUGUCUGUUUAACGAGGGUACCCAUGCUCUCCACGGAGGAAAUCGUCGUAAAGACCGCUUUCACCCUGGGCAUCGUGUGCGGUACCUUUGGCAAUGCCCUGGUCUGCCUGGUCGUCCUGAGCAACAAGUCAAUGCGGAGUACCAUGAAUUACCUGGUCGUAAAUCUGGCACUAUCCGACACCAUUCUCCUCCUCUUCUUCGCACCUUCCUUCGUCUUCAACGACGCAUUCACACACCCUGCCGGCCAGGCGGGCGAUCUUUUAUGCGUCUUCAUCACAGGCGAGACAUUUGCGUGGACGGCCGGUUAUGCGUCCGCGACGUUUCUUCUCGCAAUCGCGGUUGAACGCUAUUACGCCGUCGCUAAGCCGCACAGCUACGGCGCCAGGUUUCUGCGGAAGAGAGUGAAGCUUAUGGUGGCUGUUUGCUGGACAGUAGCGCUUGCAUGGAAUUCUCCAGGGUUCUGGACAAAACACUACGACGAGAGGUAUGGCUAUUGCGCCAUGACCUGGAAUUAUGAAUACUCGUUCCGUGUCUACGCUAUGCUGUCGUUCCUUUUCGUCUCGCUAGCACCAAGCGCGUCUAUGAUAAUCCUUUAUUCCAAAGUCGUCCACGCGCUCUGGUUUAGUAAGCAAAGUAUAAGAAAUCACCGGACCGAGGAACGGGACCGUUUGCAGAGGAAGAGAGCCACCAAAAUGGUCUUGUCCGUUAGUGUGAUCUACACGUUUUGUUGGAUUCCGCAGUCCACUGUGUUUAUGAUUUCCGCUUUUUCUCCUGAACUGAUACAGGGAAACAUUGCUUAUCCUGCUGCGGUUGCUAUGGUGACCAUCAAUGCAGGUGUCAACCCUCUACUAUACAGUUUCUAUAGCAACCAGAUGCGGCGAGAGAUCGGAAAGCUGUUGGGCUGCCCGUGGGGGGAAAGGGUGGGGCAUGUAACGAGAGUAAUGGUGGAGCCUAAUUUUUAUGGAAGCGUUGAAGACAGAGUGGGGGAACUGAGUGGAAAACAGACUUUGGAAAACUGAGUUGUGCAGAAAAAUCCUGACGGAUGGAUAGGAGAAGGAUGAGGGGAAGGAAUAAGAAAGAGAGGAACAAAGAAAUGGGAAGAAAGGAACUAUAAAUUAAAAUAGAAAGAAACGGAUUCCUAAGAUCGUUGCUACAAAUAAAA